AUGAGUGACUAACUAAAUUUUAAUCUCAAACUAUAUAGAGAAAGACUAACUGAUAAGUAUUAGAGAAAUUCAUCAAAUUCAAAUAUCGGAUAAGACAAUUAAAUCAACAGCCACAGAAAAUCAUUCAAGAAGAAUGCUCCAACUCUCGAUUCCAUAUCCAGUAGAUUAUAGAAUUAUAGCGGUAAUAAACUAAGAACAGAUAUACGUGUUUGUUCUCCAAAAAAUUUAUCAUCGCCUGUAACUCUUAAUGGUAUGCAAUAAAAAAUUAAAUCUAUAACAACAUCGCCUUAACAAUUCGUUAAUAAUAAUUUUGGACAUCCCAUAAGUAGUCCAAAAUCUGUGGUUACUCAAUUCCAAGGAUUUUAUUAAUCUCCAAGAGCAUAAACUGAUCGCAAUGAAAUUUAAUAAAUAAAACGAUAUAAUUCAAAUAAUGAUAUUACUGAGAUGAUACCCUUCCAUGAUUUAGUUAAUAUGAGAAAUAAACUAGAAAACUAUGAUAUCAAUGGUGCACAUGUAUCACCAACUUAUCUAAGUGAAAUAGUGAAAUUGGCACAUGUUAUCAAUACAUAAUUAUAGAAAAAAUGA
Paramecium tetraurelia is the source of this 585-nucleotide messenger RNA. RefSeq lists its product as uncharacterized. The transcript has 3 exons. The record is from RefSeq and is a predicted model, not a curated record. NCBI's taxonomy places the organism in Eukaryota, Ciliophora, Oligohymenophorea, Peniculida, Parameciidae.